Messenger RNA from Oryzias latipes (Japanese medaka), 554 nucleotides. RefSeq names its product ribosomal protein L27a (gene rpl27a). The record is from RefSeq and is a predicted model, not a curated record. Lineage: Eukaryota; Metazoa; Chordata; Actinopteri; Beloniformes; Adrianichthyidae. Gene Ontology annotation, cellular component: ribosome; cytosolic large ribosomal subunit. Gene Ontology annotation, biological process: translation. Gene Ontology annotation, molecular function: structural constituent of ribosome.
GUCUCGCACAAAACCGCGUUGUUUCCAACUUCCGGUCCUCUUUCAACUAGCCUCCAAGAUGCCAACCAAGAAGUCCAAGACCAGAAAGCUCCGAGGACAUGUGAGCCACGGACAUGGUCGUAUCGGCAAACACAGAAAGCAUCCUGGAGGUCGUGGUAAUGCUGGUGGCCUGCAUCACCACAGAAUCAACUUUGAUAAAUACCACCCAGGUUACUUUGGUAAGGUGGGUAUGAGACAUUACCACCUGAAAAGGAACACAACUUACUGCCCCACCAUUAACCUGGACAAGCUGUGGACCCUAGUCAGCGAGCAGACCAGGGUCAACUAUGGCAAGAAGCCAGACGGACCUGCCCCUGUCAUUGAUGCUGUUCGCGCUGGCUACUACAAAGUUCUGGGCAAAGGCAAGCUUCCCAAGCAGCCAGUGAUAGUCAAGGCCAAGUUCUUCAGCCGGCAGGCCGAGGAGAAGAUCAAGGCGGUGGGAGGAGCCUGCGUGCUGAUGGCAUAACGCUCCUUUCCAUGUGGUUUUUGAAAAAGAAUAAACUGUAUAAAUGGAA